Molecule: messenger RNA, 2473 nt
Organism: Halichondria panicea
Lineage: Eukaryota; Metazoa; Porifera; Demospongiae; Suberitida; Halichondriidae
Product: general transcription and DNA repair factor IIH helicase subunit XPB-like
Exons: 33
Coding region: 49-2403 (784 amino acids)
Biological process (GO): transcription initiation at RNA polymerase II promoter; nucleotide-excision repair
Cellular component (GO): transcription preinitiation complex; nucleotide-excision repair factor 3 complex; transcription factor TFIIH holo complex
Molecular function (GO): ATP binding; 3'-5' DNA helicase activity; hydrolase activity
Source: RefSeq, a predicted model, not a curated record
UGUGGUCUUCGAUCGCUGAGUCAGCACAAACAAAGCAAGUGAAACAACAUGCCCAAGAAAUCUAAGAGAAGUAGAUCAAGGAACCCUGAAGACCCUCCACACGAGGACAGACCAGCCAAGAGGGGGAGAAAUGAGAACUCUGAUGAUGAGUCACCACUUCCACAUCUGUCAGGAUCUCGCUUCUCCUCUGGUGGAGCUUUGUCUUCUCUAGAGGACCGAUAUGGAGCCAAGGACUACACUAAAGCCCUCUCACUCAAAACAGACCACUCAGCCCGGCCACUAUGGGUGGCUCCGGAUGGUCACAUUUUCCUGGAGGCUUUCUCUCCAGUGUACAAGCAUGCUAAGGACUUCCUCAUAGCCAUUGCAGUGCCUGUAUGCAGACCACAGCACAUCCAUGAAUUCAGAUUGACCCCCUAUUCGCUGUAUGCCGCCGUGUCAGUUGGCCUUCAGACAAAGGACAUCAUUGAAUAUUUGAAGCGCCUCAGCAAGACCUCGCUACCCAUGGGCAUAGAGCAGUUCAUUAAGGAUUGUACUCUGAGCUAUGGCAAAGUGAAGUUGGUUCUUAAACAGAACAAAUACAUGGUCGAGAGCACCUAUCCGGAAGUAUUCCAGCAGUUCCUGAGAGAUGCUGUGAUUCAGGAGACUCGGAAAAUGCCCGGGGAUGACGAAGAAGAGGAGUCUGAUAACCCUCUGGCGACUGGAACCAGCGUACCGCCACUCACUUUUGGUGCCAAGAAGGAUGGGGAGGAAUCAUCGCAGGAUGCACCUGAAGAUACGUCCGCUGUGCCUUCAGAUAUCUAUGACUACCUGGACAAGAUCGACAAAGAUGAAGAGACUGAAGAUCAGAUCGUGAUGUCUUUCGAGAUACAACAAGACAAGCUGGAAACACUUCAAAGAAGGUGUAUUGAACUGGAGUACCCACUGCUGGCUGAGUAUGACUUCAGGAAUGAUACUCACAACCCUGACAUCAAGAUUGAUCUGAAGCCAACCACCAUACUCCGACCGUAUCAGGAGAAGAGCCUUCGUAAGAUGUUUGGUAAUGGUCGUGCUCGCUCUGGUGUCAUUGUGCUUCCCUGUGGGGCCGGUAAGACGUUGGUGGGAGUGACAGCUGCCUGCACCGUCAGGAAGAGGUGUCUGGUGCUCUGCACAUCCGCUGUGGCUGUGGAGCAGUGGAGAUCACAGUUCAAGCUCUGGUCCACUGUGGAUGACCGGCUGAUCUGUAGGUUCACUUCAGACGCCAAGGACAAACCAAACCAGCACACUGCUAUAGCUAUCAGCACAUACAACAUGGUGUCCUACACACAGAAGAGAGCCUGGGACUCGCAAAUGAUGAUGAAUUUCCUACAAGAGAGAGAAUGGGGAAUAAUGAUCCUUGAUGAGGUACAGACAUGUCCAGCGGACAAGUUCAGAAGAACUCUAUCAGCUGUACAAGCUCACACAAAGCUUGGCCUAACAGCUACCCUAGUGAGAGAAGAUGACAAGAUUGAAGACCUCAACUUUCUGAUAGGACCCAAGCUCUAUGAGGCCAACUGGAUGGAGCUACAGAAUGCUGGCUACAUUGCCAAAGUACAGUGUGCAGAGGUGUGGUGUCCCAUGACCCCCGAAUUCUACAGCGAGUAUCUGGGGAUGCGAACUAGAAAGAGAAAGUUGCUCUACGUUAUGAAUCCUAACAAGUUCAGAUACUGUCAGUUUCUGAUGAAGUAUCACGAAAGGAGAAAUGACAAUAUCAUUAUCUUCUCUGACGUAGUGUUUGCCCUCAGGGAGUAUGCCAGACAUCUCAAGAGGCCAUUUAUUGAUGGGCAGACUUCCCAACACGAGAGAAUGAAAGUACUGGACAACUUCAAACACAAUGCAGCCGUGUCCACAAUUGUAAUCUCAAAGGUUGGCGACAACUCAUUUGAUCUACCUGAUGCCAACGUGCUCAUUCAAAUAUCCGCCCACGGUGGCUCACGGAGACAAGAGGCACAGAGGCUGGGAAGAAUACUCAGAGCAAAAAAGGACUCGGUUGCAGAGGAGUACAAUGCUUUCUUCUAUUCCCUAGUGUCACAGGAUACUGAAGAGAUGUACUUCUCUACCAAGAGACAACGGUUCCUUGUUGAGCAGGGAUACAGCUUCAAGGUGGUGACCAAGAUAGCUGGUAUGGAGGAGGAGGCGGAUUUGUCCUUCUCGUCUCGUAAAGAGCAGCUGGAAAUGUUGGAGAAAGUGCUCAAAGCCUCGGAUACGGACGCUGACGAAGAGACUGACUUCGGGGGCGGUAUGGACUCUCAACAUGCGAGUGGCAGUGGUGUCAGUCGGAAGUCAGGGUCGAUGGCGUCCAUGUCUGGAGGAAACGACAUGAUGUAUCUGGAGGUCAAGAAGGGCAAGUCAAAGGAGCAGCACCCUCUCUUCAAAAUGAGGAAAUAAAGACUCUGAACUGUACUCUGAACUGUACACACACGUAUCAGUUUAAUCAUGUGCACUCUAUUGUUAUUAU